Messenger RNA from Asparagus officinalis (garden asparagus), 633 nucleotides. RefSeq names its product probable small nuclear ribonucleoprotein G. The transcript has 4 exons. The record is from RefSeq and is a predicted model, not a curated record. The coding region runs from base 120 to 359 and encodes 79 amino acids. Gene Ontology annotation, molecular function: RNA binding. Gene Ontology annotation, cellular component: U4 snRNP; U2 snRNP; U5 snRNP. Lineage: Eukaryota; Viridiplantae; Streptophyta; Magnoliopsida; Asparagales; Asparagaceae. Gene Ontology annotation, biological process: spliceosomal snRNP assembly; mRNA splicing, via spliceosome.
CCUUUGCCCUUGUAUCUUCUCGGGGUCCAGGGAUUUGGCGAUUAGGGUUUGAAGACAUUUUUUGCGACCCCUAGCUCUCAGUUUCUCUCUCUAUCUAAGACUCUAAUCUCUUCGUCGCCAUGAGCAGAUCUGGUCAGCCUCCGGAUCUCAAGAAGUAUAUGGACAAGAAGCUCCAAAUUAAGCUGAAUGCUAACCGAGUUGUAGUUGGCACCCUCCGUGGAUUUGACCAAUUCAUGAACCUCGUGAUCGACAACACAGUGGAGGUCAAUGGCAACGAGAAGAAUGAUAUUGGGAUGGUGGUUAUCAGAGGAAAUAGUGUUGCGAUGAUUGAAGCUCUCGAACCUGUGAAAACGCAAUAGAUUUUCUUAGAAAUUGUUGCUCGAGUUAAAUGCUCUUUGAAACAAGCUUGUUAUGUAGUGCUGUAGUACUAUUUCUCCGAACCUUUGCAGCACCUUUUUUAUGUAAUGAUGAAGUAUAUGAAACACAAUGUAUCAAGGUUUUGUUAGAGGCUGUAGGCUAUGGGCCUUGCUGAGUUCUUCUUUAAUGUUGUUACAUGUAUUUCAUUAGAAGAAUCCUUUAUGGAUGCUUAACGCAGAUGAAGUAUAAUCUUAUCCACGGAUAACAUUUGAGAUU